AUGCUCCCCAUCACCGUGGAGUUUGGAGGUUUCCUACUUAGCGCCCAAGCAAAUGCGGCGCACAUCAAGUGGGAACUUAUCAAAGAGAGAAUAAUCGUUGCCAGAUUUAGAACGCGGGUCCGGAACCUAACCAUAAUCCAAUGUUAUGCGCCAACCGAUGCUGCCGAGCUACUAUAUAAGGAGAAUUUUUACAGUAAACUGGAUGCCGUCGUGGAUAAAAUUCCAAAGGGUGAGAUCAAGAUCUACACCGGUGACUUCAAUGCGAAGAUCGGCUCCGACAACGUAGACUAUGAGCGUGUCAUGGGGCGCCAUGGUCUUGGAGAUAUGAGCGACAUCGGUGAGCUGUUUGCAGAAUUUUGUGGCAAUUACGACAUGGUGGUCGGGGGCUCGCACUUCCCUCAUCGCCCAACGCAUAAAGCCACGUGGGUUUCCCGCGAUGGACAUACUGAAAAUCAAAUCGACCAUAUCUGCAUCAGCCGGAAAUGGAGAUGGAGCCUUCUUGACGUCCGGAAUAAACGCAGUGCCGACAUCGCGUCUGACCACCACCUUCUCAUCGGAGAGAUUCGCCUACGUAUUGCGCGGGUCAUGCGACAGGAGGAGAGGCUCGGGCGACGAUUCAACACACGCCGAUUAGAAGACCCAGCAGUUAAGAGGUCAUUCGUGGAAGAACUGAAGACAAGAGCUGCGGGUAUUCCUGAAGGUGGCAGCGUAGAGGAACAGUUUAUGGCGUUCAAGAAUGCCUUUACAGAGACCUGCCAAAACAACCUGGGUGAACUGCGCGCCCGGAGGAAGGAAUGGAUUACGGAUGAUACCUGGCAAAAAAUCGAAGAACGGAGAGACGCAAAAGCCGCGAUAGAUCGAGCGAGAACCAGAGAAGCGAAGCGCCAAGCCCGCCAAAAGUAUUCGGCCCUCUCAAAGGAAGUAAAGCGCUCGUGUAGGCGGGAUAAGCGAGCGUGGGUGGACUCCCUGGCCGAUGAAGGUGAGAAGGCCGCAACAACCGGCGAUAUCCGUCUCCUCCAUGAUAUCUCACGACGCGGACGUGGUUGGUCAGCUGCUAACCUACCCCAUUGA
Malaya genurostris is the source of this 1071-nucleotide messenger RNA. Its product is annotated as craniofacial development protein 2-like. Bases 1 to 1071 code for a protein of 356 amino acids. Gene Ontology annotation, cellular component: nucleus. Gene Ontology annotation, biological process: chromatin remodeling. Lineage: Eukaryota; Metazoa; Arthropoda; Insecta; Diptera; Culicidae. The record is from RefSeq and is a predicted model, not a curated record. The transcript has a single exon.